AUGAACAGUCCAUGGCCCUUCGCUAUUUGGGGAAUUGACUUAGUAAGAUCCCUGCCCACUGGAAAAGGAGGAGUUAAGUACACCAUAAUCGUUGUUGACUACUUAACCAAAUGGGUAGAGGCAAAGCCCAUGAAUAUAGUCACCUCCAAAAAGUCCUUAGACUUUGUCAUCAAAAACAUUGUGUGCUGCUUCAGACUUCAGCACGAGAUUGUCUUAAAUAACGGAAAGCAAUUUGAUAGUGAUCACUUCACUAACUUCUGUAACCAGUACAAAUUCAUGAAGAGCUUCUCUAGUGUGGCUCGAUCACAGGAAAAUGGAAAAGUAAAAGCUGUGAAUAAGAUCCUAAAGACAAGUUUGAAGAAGAAACUCCAAGCUUGUAAAGCCCAUUGGCUGGAGGAGCCUCUGCGAUCAAAACCUGUAGAAACCACAGUUCCCUCUCACGGACGAGAAACUUAUGACCCAACCCACAAUCACUCUUUGAUCAAGGAAUCAUUAGAUUUAAUUAAAGAGCUCUGGGAACAGUCACAAGUUCAACUCAAGAUGUACCAAGGAAAGAUUUCCAAGCUCUUUAAUUCUAAAGUCAAGAGUCGUACAUUUGACAUUAAAGAUCUCACCAUGAGGAGAAUCUUCCCAGCUUUGCGAGAAAUGGGAGUGGGGGUCUUAGGACCUAAUUGGGAAGGACCCUAUGAGAUACAACAUAAAGUGGGAAAUGGAACAUUUCAACUCAAGAGAAUGGACGGGAAUGACGACACAGACCAAGAAAACUAUGAGCAAGGUCUUCUCAUUUCAUCCUCACCUUGCCUGACUAUUUACAACAGUUGGGUAGAACAAGCCAGGCCUUUGAGUGAGGAUGAAGUAGUUUCUAGAAGGGACAUCGAAGUCCUAGAGGUUAAGGAUGAGGGUGAGGUCUGCCCUACCAGUCCUUUCAAGGCCGAGGGAGAGGAAGAAGAAGAAGAUGAGAUUACGUGGAGGAAGAAUAUACAAAGGCUCGACCUUCAAACAGUCGAGGUUUGA
Molecule: messenger RNA, 1014 nt
Organism: Cannabis sativa
Lineage: Eukaryota; Viridiplantae; Streptophyta; Magnoliopsida; Rosales; Cannabaceae
Exons: 3
Coding region: 1-1014 (337 amino acids)
Biological process (GO): DNA integration
Molecular function (GO): nucleic acid binding
Source: RefSeq, a predicted model, not a curated record